AGCCAGGUAUCUGUUUCCAGACCCGCGUAGUGUGUGGGCAGGUAAAUGCAAGUGGGGGAGAAAAGUAUUAAAGGAAGCCCAAUGUAUUUGCAUGGGUCGCGCGCUGGCUGAAGGUAUGGCGAUCGCCUCCUCCGGUUAGGAGGGUUGCAGGUGUGGUGUGUCUCCUCUCCCGCUGAUUUACUUUUAACUGCGGAAGGGGAACCGCUUGCGCGGGGCUGAUUUGCGGACUUGGAUUGACUCUGCAUGGUGGAACAUGACAGCGUCUCUGGAUUACCUGGUGGUUUUAUUCGGGGCGACAGCCGGGGCGCACGGCAGAAAGCUGGGAUCUGACGAGAAAGAGCUGGUGCUUUUGUUGUGGCAAGUAGUGGACUUGGUAAACCGAAAGGCAGGGGUCAUACACAAAACGUUCGUAAAGCCUAAUAACUCGGAGUUAACGGAGCGACACGCUGAACACACUGGCGUUACAGUGGAAAAUCUGAUGACAGCGGAACCUCUGGAAGAAGUCCUUCAACAGUUCAGUCAGUCUGUGAGCAAAGAGCUGAAUGAGGGAACUUCGUUCUGCCUUUGUACUGACAGUCAACUGCACGUUCGCCAAGUCUUCCACCCUGAGGCUUCCAGCAAGAAUAUUACAUUGCCAGAGUGCUUCAAUUCCUUUUUUGAUCUACAAAAAGAAUUCAAGAAAUGCUGCCCAGAUGCUCCGGACCUUCAUGAAAUUGAUCUCAAUGUUAUAUCUGAUUAUCUACAUCUUGAAGAUAAUUCUGCCCCUUACAGAUUUGGUAUUUCCGAUAUUAUGACUACAACCAGCAUUAUAUUAAGCAUUAUUUCUGAACCACACAACCACAGGUUUGUAGAUCCUGAAAGAGUGAAUCACAAAUUUGAAACGGGGACUUGCAGCAAGAUGGAGGUGAUAGAUGAUAAUACAGUUAUCAGAGCCAGGGGGUUACCCUGGCAGACAUCCGAUCAAGGCAUUGCCAGAUUCUUCAGUGGUCUCAACAUAGUUAAGGGUGGUGUAGCACUUUGCCUGAAUUUUCAGGGACGACGGAAUGGAGAAGCACUUGUGAGGUUCAUCAAUAAUGAACACAGAGACCUGGCACUACAGAGGCAUAAACAUCACAUGGGCAGUCGAUAUAUUGAGGUAUACAAGGCAACUGGGGAAGAUUUUCUAAAGAUUGCUGGAGGUACCUCCAACGAAGUAGCACAAUUCCUAUCAAAGGAACAUCAAGUCAUCAUUCGAAUGCGUGGUCUUCCCUUUGUGGCCACAGCAGAGGAGGUCCUGGCAUUUUUUGGAUCAAAUUGUCCAGUAACAGGUGGAAAGGAAGGAAUACUUUUUGUCAACUACUCUGAUGGGAAGCCAACGGGCGAUGCCUUUGUAUUAUUUGCCUGUGAGGAAUACGCCCAAACUGCACUCAAGAAGCACAAGGGCUUGUUGGGGAAGCGCUACCUCGAGCUGUUCAGAAGCACAGCUUCUGAAGUACAACAGGUCCUUAACAGGUACAGGUCAACACCCCUGAUUCCCGUUGUCCCUGCUCCUAUCGUUCCUGUGAGACCUCAACCAUUUGUACCUUCUGCAAGUAUUCGUGACUGUGUCCGUUUACGAGGCCUGCCCUACGCUGCCACAAUUGACGAUAUUCUGCAGUUCCUGGGGGAAUUUGUCUCUGAUAUUCGACCUCAAGGAGUGCACAUGGUAUUGAAUCACCAGGGCCGCCCUUCAGGUGAUGCCUUCAUCCAGAUGAAGACGUCAGAUCGAGCGUUCCUGAGCUCUCAGAAAUGUCACAAAAGGACAAUGAAGGACAGAUAUGUUGAAGCAUUCCAGUGUUCAGCUGAGGAAAUGAACUUUGUGUUAAUGGGUGGCACUUUAACUCGAAAUGGCUUGUCACCUCCGCCAUGUAAGUUACCAUGCUUGUCACCUUCUACCUUUGCUGCGUAUCCCACACAGGCGUCUGUUGUUUCUGCUGAGAUCUGUCAGCAACCCGUAUUCAUCAUACCCCGAGUUUGUCAGCCGCCAACUGCAUUCUAUCCAGCCACUGUGCAGCUCUACAUGAACUACUCAGCAUUUUACCCAAGUACCCUGUUGAGGAAUGCCGGGAAUGUAUGCAUGCGUAUGACCAGACCAGGACACUUCGGUAUUUAAAUGACUCAUGAAAUAGACUCCUUGUAACAGAAAACAGCAUCCUCAGUGCUAAUCACAUCCAGUCUGCGUGGACAGAGCAACAGUGGCACUUUUGUGCUGUUUCUAUCACAGCAUGUUGCCAAGCCAGCUGUGGUAGAGAAGAACCACCAACUCGUUGGCCAUCGCUGUGUGGAUCUUCAUGCCUUGUAAAAUAUGUUUGCUCCUCAGAAUGAAAUCUGGGCAAGUUGUAUGUUGAUGCAAACAGUAAUAUCUGUAAAACAUAGUUUAAAAAUUAUCUUAAAUCUAACAUGAUGUGAGAUGUCCAGAAAUCAUAUAACAAUUUGUAUUGCUUCUCAAAUAUUGUACCAUUCUUAUCAUCAUUAUUUUUUAAGCUUCUCUUGUAGUUACGUAUGCUAUUCCAAUAAUCUAAUUAGCUUUCUUGUGCACACUUUAAGUUUUGUAAGAGUUUGUGAAUGUAAAUGGCAGCAAUGAGACAUACAGUAGAGUUGUAGGACAUCACAGCACAGAAACAGGCCAUCUGAGAUGCCCUCCUUCUUCGAAGAAUAGGAUUUCCCUUCCUUCACCAUUGAUGCUGCCCUCAGCCACAUCUCCUCUAUUUCCCAAACAUCUGUUUCAGCCCAUCUUUCUGUCACCUCAACUGCAAUAAGAGUUCCUGUUGUUCUUGUCUACCACUUCAUCCACAUCCAAUUCAUCAUCGUCUGCAGCUUCUGCCAUCUCCAAAGGGAUCCCACCACCAAAAAUGUCUUUAAUUCUCACCUGCCACUGCAUUCUGCAGGGAUCACUCCCUCCACAAUUCCCUUGUCCAUUCAUCCUUCUCCACUUAUCACCGUCCUGACAGUUAGACCAUAAGACAUAGGAGCAGAAUUAGGCCAUUUGGCCCAUCGAGUCUGCUCAACCAUUCAGUCAUGACUGAUCCUUUUCCCCCCUCCUCAACCCCAUUCCCCAGCCUUCUCACGGUAAUCUUUGAUGCUGUGUCCAAUCAAGAACCUAUCAAUCUCUGCCUUAAAUACAACCUGGCCUCCACGGCUGCUUGUGGUAAUAAAUCCACAAAUCCAGCACCCGUUUGGCAAAAAAAAACUCUCCGCAUCUCUGUUUUAAAUGGGUGCCCUCUGUCCUGAGGCUGUGCCCUCUUGUCCUAGACUCCCCCACCAUGGGAAACAUCCUUUUCACAUCUACUCUGUCUAGACCUUUCAACAUUUAAAAGGUUUCAAUGAGAUCACCCCUCACCCUUCUAAAUUCCAGCGAGUGCAGGCCCAGAGUUAUCAAACGUUCCUUGUAUGAUAAACCUUUCAUUCCCCAAACCAUACUUGUGAACCUCCUCUGAACCCUCUCCAAUGCCAGCACAUCUUUUCUUAGAUAAGGAGCCCAAAACUGUUCACAAUACUCAAGGUGAGGCCUCACCAGUGCCUUAUAAAGCCUCAGCAUCACAUCCCUCAUCAUAUUCCAGACCUCUUGAAAUGAAUGUUAACAUAGCAUUUAUCUUCCUCGCCACCAACUCAACCUGCAGGUUAACCUUUAGGGUGUUCUGAACAAGGACUCCCAAGUCCCUUUGCAUCUCAGAUUUUUGGAUUUUCUCUCCAUUUAGAAAACAGUCUGCUCAUUUAUUUCUACUACCGAAGUGCAUGACCAUGUAUUUUCCAACAUUAUAUUUAAUUUGUUACUUUCUUGCCCAAUUUCCUAAUCUGUCUAAGUCCUUCUGCAUCCUACCUGUUUCCUCAACACUACCUGUCCUUCCACCAAUCUUUGUAUCAUCUGAAAACUUGGCAACAACAUCAUCUAUUCCUUCUAAAUCACCGAUAUACAGAAUAUGAAGAAGCGGUCCCAACACCACUAGUCAUUGGCAACCAACCAGAAAAGGAUCCUUUUAUUCCCACUCGCUGCCUCCCUGCAAGAAUCUAAGUUCUACACCUGCCCAUAUACCUCCUCCCUCACCUCCAUUCAGGGCCCCAAACAGUCCUUCCAGGUGCGGCAACACUUCACCUGCAAACCUGCUGGGCUCGUAUAUUGUAUCUGGCGCUCCCAGUGCAGCCUUCUCUACAUUGAUGAGGCCUGUCGUAAAUUGGGGGACCACUUUGUCGAGCACCUCCGUUCUAUCCGCCAAAAGCAGAACUUCCUAGUGCCCAAGCAUUUUAAUUCCCAUUCCUGUUCUGACAUGUUGGUCCAUGGCCUCCUCUUGUGCCAAGAUGAGGGUGGAGGUGCAGUACCUUAUAUUCCAUCUGGGUAGCCUCCAACCUGAUGGUACGAAUAUUGAUUUCUGCUUCUGGUAAAAACAUUUUCCAUCCCCCCCUUUUUCUUCUAUUCCCCAUUCUACCCUUUUACCUCUUCUCAUCUGCCUAUCACCUCCCCCUCAGUCCACUCCUCCUUCCCUUUCUCCUAUGGCCGUCUUUCCCCUCCUAUCAGAUUCCCUCUUCUCCAGCUCUUUACCUUUCCCAACCUCCUUGCUUCACCUAUUACCUUCCAGCUGUCCUCCUUCCCCUCCCCUACCUUUUUAUUCUGGCAUCUUCCCCAAUCCUGAAAAAGGGUCUCGGCCCAAAAUGUCGAUAAUUAUUGGGAACUAAUUCACAGUUUUAUAGUACUGUAGUAGUAUUGAUGUUGUUUUGUAUUUCAUUUAAAUACAUAAUUUCUUACUCAGUUAAA
This is a messenger RNA of Hypanus sabinus (Atlantic stingray), 4768 nucleotides long. It is a transcript of the gene esrp1, whose product is annotated as epithelial splicing regulatory protein 1. Gene Ontology annotation, biological process: regulation of RNA splicing. NCBI's taxonomy places the organism in Eukaryota, Metazoa, Chordata, Chondrichthyes, Myliobatiformes, Dasyatidae. The transcript is spliced from 15 exons. Gene Ontology annotation, cellular component: ribonucleoprotein complex; nucleoplasm. The record is from RefSeq and is a predicted model, not a curated record. Gene Ontology annotation, molecular function: mRNA binding. The coding region runs from base 254 to 2131 and encodes 625 amino acids.